Messenger RNA from Brassica napus (rape), 3414 nucleotides. Its product is annotated as putative F-box protein At1g67390. Gene Ontology annotation, molecular function: protein binding. The coding region runs from base 1909 to 3324 and encodes 471 amino acids. The record is from RefSeq and is a predicted model, not a curated record. NCBI's taxonomy places the organism in Eukaryota, Viridiplantae, Streptophyta, Magnoliopsida, Brassicales, Brassicaceae. The transcript has 4 exons.
UAUAAUAUGAACCAAAUUGUUAACAAGAUACGUUACAUAAAACAAUUAUAAUAAAAUUAAUUAAGGUAUAUAAGCAAUAUGAUCAAGACGUAUUUAUAGAUCUUAAUUAUUUUAUAUCUAUUAUUUUCUCUAUCAAAAUUUUGUAGAAACGUCGUAGUUUUGUAAAAUUGCAAAACAAUAAACUUUAAAAUUUGAAUUAAACUGUGACAAAUUAUGAAACUAUAACGAUUUAAAUCAAAUUGGACACAUCUCGGUCAUCCAUCGGUUCAAGUGGUUAGUCUCGGGUUAAGUAAUUUUUUAAAUAUAUAUGGAUAUUAUAAAAAUCUAAAUCGAAUUAUCGGAUCACUGGAUUAACCGGUUUGACCGCGGGUUUCAGAUCGAAUGUAAAAGCACUGAUUUAAAUGCAAAAAUAUUUUAAAUACAUAAAAUUGUUAUAAAUUAACAAAAUAUUUGUUAAGAUAUUAGUGAAAUUUGUGCUUGCAAAGUGUGUAUCAAAAGCUACUUGAAUGUUAAAAGCUUAUCCCUUCUUGAUAUAUUUAGGUGGUGUUAUUCAAUAGUGGAUUUAAAGUUAGAGCAAAUUAGCUCAAUAUCGAGUGGAACACCAUUGAAUUGGGGAAAAAAUGGUAAUGAUGGAGGGAAGAAAAUUAGAGGGAAAUAGGGUAUAGGGUGCAAAUAGUGGGGGAAACUGUGUGUAGGGAGUACAAAUUCUCUUAAAGUUAAUUCUAUAUAUUUUAUAAUCUAUUGUUAUUCUGAUUUUAAAUUUUAUACUCAAAUCUAUUGUUAUUUGUUAUGACUUUUAAAAUAUCUCAACUAAAAGAUUUUAAAUCUAGUGUUAUUAGUUUUUAGAUUUACAAUCUCUUCAUUAAAAAAAAUUAAAAUCCACAUUGUUAUUCAAUCAAAUAUUUGAAUGCAACAAUUGAAAUCUAGUGUUAUUCAUGUUUGAUAAAAUUCUUAGAAUCAUUUGAUUUGAAAACUGUUUGAAUGGAUUUGAAUCGAGUUUUAUGUGUAAAUUAAACUAAUCAAAAUCUAACGUUUUACCAUGAGAUUUUAAAAUAUUUUCUUACCCAAAUAAAAAACAGUAUUACAACAGUUUUAAUCAUCAUCACAAAAAUCAUUGUCACAAAAUAUCCAACGAAAAUAACUAUACCAUGCAUGCAUGUAACACAUUGACCAUCAUUUCUAUUAUGACAUUGUUUUAUAAUUCAUUCAAACAAUUAUUUCCAUUUUAACCAAGGUCGAGCAAUUAUUGUAGAAGUUUGAAACAUUGGUAGAUUUGUCAAUCAUUUAAUAUUUGAUUUAAUUCUAGUACAUAAAUUAUGAUGAAUUUAUAAAUACAAUGAUAAAGAUUUAAAAAUCUAGAUUCAAAUGAAUAAUGAAUCAAUUUGAAAUGGACAAAAUAUUAUAAUCUGAUGUUUUCAAUAUCUAAUGGAAUUGAUUUUAAUUCCAAUAACACCCCAUUAAUUUAAGAUUUUUUGUGUGGAUAGAAAAUUACUGGUAUUAUAUGUCCUGCUUUGACUACUACUCACUUUCAAUAGUCAAAACAAUAUAACCUUUUGCAUAACAAAGAAAUAUAUAUUAAAUCAAGAACUUGGUUUACUUUCCAUGUUUUUUUGUUUGACCAGAGCGCAAUUGAUAUCUUGUACGUACAUGUGUCAGAAAAUGCUUUAAAUGUUAAAUUGUUUUCCAUUUGUAGUAAAUGUCAAAUAAAACCAUAAUUAAAAAUAAAAUUGUAUUCAUAAAAUCAAACUAGGGUUUGAAAUUUUGGUAUAAAAACACCACGGCCCAGAUACACUUGUUGUCUCUAUCUUUCGCACCUCUUCAUUUUCAUAGUCUUUCCCUCAUCUGUUGAGAACCUCACAUCUUUUCUUCUCCCGUAUAGUUGUCAAAUUUAAAACAUCUCUUCUCCUCAUGUCUCUUCCGCAAAACCCCUUCACUUCAUCAACAAUACCAUCCAUGAAGAAAUCACCAUCGUUAGAGAAAGAAGGCAAUCAGAUGCAGAUCGAAAACGUCGACCGGAUCGGCAAACUUCCGGACGAUAUGUUGCUCAAAAUACUAAAGAGCUUGUCAACAGAGAAAGCGGUUCAGACAAGUUUGUUGUCCAAACGGUGGGAAGGUGUUUGGAAGCAAAUGCCUUAUCUCUUCUUCAAUAUGAAAAAUGCUCUCAAGGUGGAGUUGCCUCUAGCCGAACAAUCCCAUUUCAUUGCCCAGUUGAUAACCAAGGUUAUAAACAAUCACAGUGGCAAUCUGGAGCACUGCAAAAUCCUGCAUAUGACACCCCAAACUCAAGAUGGUACGCUGGAAACUUGGAUCCGAUCAUUGAUCCACGUGAAACACACUAAAUAUCUCGAGCUUAAGAGAUUUCGUGUUAAUCGCCCUGGGAGAGCUCGUGUGCUCCACUUACCCCCAAACAUAUUUUCACAUCCAAUGCUCACAUCACUCCUUCUGUCUCGAUACCAAUUUGAGUCUGCACAUGCCUUUAACAAUUGCAAUAACAUCAUUAUUCUUAAACUUUUUAAAAUCAAAGUUGAAGUGGAUGUGCUCAACACAGUCAUUGAAUCGUGCCCUUCCCUCAAGAUGCUGGUACUAGAAAUCUUCCAAAACAGUCGAACUGGCUGUCUGAAGAUUCAUAACAACCACUUAAAGUUUGUGCAUUUGACUUGCACUGAAAUUGAUAACGUUGAAGUGUCUGCAGCUCUUCUGGACAUACUCUCUAUUCACAAUGUUAAACUUAUUAGGGGGAUUAAUAUCGUUCUUGACGCCCCAAGAUUACUUCAGUUUAGUCAAAGAUUGUGGAAGGUACAUCAAAGUUUGCCUCACAUAGUCUACAAUAUCUCAUGCGACACUCAGGGGAAUGAAAACAUUGGGCAUAAAUUCGUGAUGAACAUAGAAAAUUACUUUAUGGUUGUGUUUGCAACUUUGGCGGUGAAUGUGGAUAUGAUGAAUCCAAAAGAAGUUUACAUGCUAAAGCAAGUUUUAGAUGCAUGGGCUAGAGACUUGCAAAUUCUCCAGAUCUUCUUUAAGGAUAACGAUAUUGACAAGAAAGAAGGUGAAUCUUCUAUUGACGGAAUACAAAAUAAAUGGGGGAAUUGCUUUCUCGAUGUUGAUUUCCGUGUGAGAAGUGUGUAUUUGUAUAACUUCAAUGGUUUGGAUGAGGAUCAAUUUGCUUUGGCUGCAAGUUUUGUGAUACAAGGGAAGAUGAUGGAAAGUUUGACAAUCGAGACAUCUUCGCUUCCUGCAUACAAAACGCUGGCGAUAGAUACUGCAGUGGCGAAAUUGAUGAAACUUCCAAAAGGUAACAAGAACCUUAAUAUUAAAUUCAUUUGAUUGAAUUUGAUUCAAUCUAGUUAUUGGGUCACAUGAACAAAUCUAGACUUUCCGUUUAUUUGAGUAAGGAUUAAUUACAUGCGUUAAACA